UAGUGACCCUAAUUAACACCACAUUUGUGGCAUUCAUUCCUUAUAUUUAGAUUAACUUAUGCCAAUCAUGCAUCCACAUUAACCUUUGUGACACUCUUGCUGAUUCAUUUUCAUCAGACAAUUAGAAACUAUCGCUAAUGGCGGCACGGAACCUUUGCUGCAUGGCACUGCGAUCGUCAAAGCAUAUCUCUCGCCCUUCCCAUCUUCUCUCUGUUCAGAUGCGGAUGCAGAUGCAGAUGCUGUCCUCUUCUCCUCCUCUCACCCGAAAGAUGAGCAUGAAUACACAGAGUGUUGCUUCCAAGCUUAAUAGUUCUGGAUUGCUGAGGACUCAGGGCCUUAUUGGAGGGAAAUGGAGUGACGCUUAUGAUGGAAAAACCAUACAGGUUUAUAAUCCAGCAACAGGUGAAUCUAUUGCAGAUGUUGCAUGCAUGGGUGGAAGAGAGACGAAUGAUGCAAUUUCUGCAGCUUAUACUGCAUAUCGAUCAUGGAGCAAAACCACUGCUGCUGAAAGAAGCAAAUUUUUGAGGAAAUGGUAUGAUUUGCUAAUGGCACAUAAAGAAGAACUUGCACAACUUAUAACCUUGGAGCAGGGGAAAACUUUUAAAGAGUCUAUUGGUGAGAUAAACUAUGGGGCUGGAUUUAUUGAGUUUUCAGCUGAGGAGGCAAAACGUGUAUAUGGGGAUAUAAUUCCUGCACCUUUAUCUGAUCGAAGAUUGUUUGUUCUUAAGCAGCCUGUAGGGGUUGUAGGUGCAAUUACACCUUGGAACUUUCCCCUUGCUAUGAUUACUCGAAAGGUUGGUCCAGCCCUUGCAUGUGGCUGUACAGUGGUCAUAAAACCCUCUGAACUGACACCUCUCAGUGCUUUAGCCGCCGCAGAACUCUCCAUUCAAGCUGGAAUACCAGCGGGUGUUGUGAAUGUUGUAAUGGGAAAUGCUCCUGAAAUUGGGAACACUUUGCUUGCAAGUCCACAGGUAAGGAAGAUCACAUUCACAGGCUCGACAGCUGUUGGAAAGAAAUUAAUGGCUGGUUCAGCUGAGACAGUUAAAAAAGUAUCUCUGGAACUUGGUGGCAAUGCACCUUGCAUAGUUUUUGAUGAUGCUGACCUUGAUGUUGCAGUAAAAGGAACUCUUGCAGCAAAGUUCCGUAAUAGUGGACAAACAUGCGUUUGUGCAAAUAGAAUUAUUGUACAAGAUGGUAUAUAUGAAAAAUUUGCAAAUGCACUCCGUGAUGCUGUUUUGAAUAUGAAAGUUGGUGAUGGUUUUAGUGAAGAUGUGGCACAGGGCCCUCUAAUCAAUGAAGCUGCUGUGGAAAAGGUUGAGUCCUUAAUUCAUGAUGCUACAUCAAAGGGGGCCAAAGUAAUUCUUGGGGGUAAAAGACAUAGCCUUGGAUUUACAUUUUAUGAACCAACGGUGAUCAGUGAUGUCAACACUGAUAUGCGCAUAUCCAGAGAGGAAGUAUUUGGACCUGUUGCACCCCUUUUGAGAUUCAAAACUGAAGAGGAUGCUAUCAGAAUUGCUAACGACACCAACGCAGGUCUGGGUUCAUACGUAUUUACAAACAGUAUCCAACGAUCAUGGCGUGUAGCUGAGGCUCUAGAAUAUGGACUUGUUGGUAUUAAUGAAGGAGUAAUUUCAACUGAGGUGGCUCCUUUCGGUGGUUUUAAACAAUCCGGGCUCGGAAGAGAAGGCUCCAAAUAUGGAAUGGAUGAAUAUUUAGAGAUAAAAUAUGUGUGCUUGGGAAACAUGAACAAAGAAUGAAGUAUGACGGUGCCAAGUUAAAAGAGAGGACUUGAAGCAUAUGCAUAGAUCUGCGUGCUUGUUGUACACAAAUAAAAACAGACUUUGUUCUGUUCCUUUUUCUGUUUCUGUUUUUCAUUUCUUUCUUUGAGAUCUUAUUCAAUAUUGAAAAUUGCUCUGUAUAAGAUACGAGGUUAAAAAAACAAUGCAAAAAUAGCCUUUUGACCCUUCUGCGGUAA
Molecule: messenger RNA, 1975 nt
Organism: Vigna unguiculata (cowpea)
Lineage: Eukaryota; Viridiplantae; Streptophyta; Magnoliopsida; Fabales; Fabaceae
Gene: ALDH5F1
Product: aldehyde dehydrogenase 5F1
Biological process (GO): GABA catabolic process
Molecular function (GO): succinate-semialdehyde dehydrogenase (NAD+) activity
Source: RefSeq, a predicted model, not a curated record